ACGAGCAAUCGCUCAUAUCAAUAAACAUUCAAAUUAUUAUUUAUUACUCACUACUGUUACUAACUGAUAAAAAUGUCAGUUAAUGCAAAAUGACUAAAAUAGUGAAGUACCUACAUAUUUACAUCACAAACUAUAUCUUGUGCGUGUCAUAACUCCAAUAGAGAAGUCUCGAACACCAAAGGUCUCGAGCGGAUUUGACUUUUAAUUAAUAUUUUAUUUAAAAAAAAACGAUGUGUGAUUUGGAAAUUUUAAAAUUAGAAUCUAGAACAAUCACAUCGUCCGGCAUGGUCGAAUCAUACUUAAAACAACAUUCCGAGUUUCGUUCAAUUAAUGUUUGGAAAACCUGGUCCUCCGACAAUGAAGAUCAUCAUGUUGUAUGCUAUGGUAAAAAAAUUCACUACCAUAAGUUUAUGACACUUAAUAAUGAAAGUAUUACACAAUACAAACAUUUGGAAACCAUGGAUGAAAGGAAAAAAGCCUUGAAGAAAUUAGCGAAAUUAUUAGAUGAAAAAACUAAUUUAAUUUGUGAAAUGGAAUUCUACACAAGGAAACAGUCUGAGAAUGAUGUUAGAACAUAUUUAAACUUGAUAAAACAACAGUUUGAGUUGCAAAACAUAGAACACCAUUCAGGGAAGAUGAAACCAUUUGAUACAGGAACCACUGCUGUUGUCACAGCCCGGUGCGAUCUGGACUCUGCCGUUGACAUGUUCAUCGCUUCAUCAUCAAAUGCACCCUGGAGACUGCGAUCUAUUUUAGUGCAGGAAAACGUGUACGACCAUUUCAAAAGAGCCAUGAAGUGGAAACACGACUUGGGAUGCUCUGAGAAAAAGCCGGAUAUCGAAUUAAGUGACCUUACGUACGAAAUCGAGGGGAAAAAGUUUAUCUUCGAUUACACGGGGCGCGGUGACGUCACCGGGGUCACGAUAGAAGCCUACAGGACAACAAAAGAGCUGUUGCAGUUGCUGGACAAUUGCAAACCUUAUUACCUCAGCUUAUGGGCCAGCGACGUGGCCGAAGCGGACGAGGUUGCUCUGAAAUGUUGCUCGAACGUCGUUUGGUCGAACGAUCUAGCCAAUUUCGCGUCUCCCGUUGCACUUUUCAAUAUAAUAUUCCCUAUUCGUGUCCGAAACGCGGAAAAUGGCGGCGAAAUUAAAGAAUUAGUCAAGGAUUGGACUAAAUUAAGUUUCGGUGAACGUAAACAUGCCUUACUGACUUCGCUGCAAGGAUACAUAGGGAGCAUUGAGUCGAACGCCGAGACGUACCGCGAGAAUGAGUUCGCUCAGAGAUUAGUCGACGAACAAUCUGGUUCUUUAAUUACACACGGUAACGUGUUAAUUAAGGUCUUGAAGAGAACUACCGAACUGCGUCCUAUGGUCGAGGACUUUUCGUAUGAAUGCAUCCGGUCAGCUUUGUUUGGCCUCGGUACCGUUGUCGAUAAGAUUGAGGAUGGCUUGUUGGAAGCGUUUAAGGCGAACGGCGUGCCGAUCUCGCGUCCCACUAUACCGAUUGUCGGUUACUGGACAGCUCUGUACAGAUACAAACUGAUUUGGUCCAGUUACGGUACCAUAUUCGCUAAUUGAACUCGGGUUUUUUGUAAUAAACGCUCACUUCGUUAGGACCGGUGAUUCAGAGUGAAUGUGUAAAAUAUGACCCCACCCCUACAUCAGUGUGCGUAGUGCGAGUUUUUUAACGUUCUCGAUAACGUAAAAGUUAACUCAUAUUUGUAUGCAGUUAAAACAGCGCCCCUAGCGGCAAACGUUCCAACUCUAUAUAAUUUUGACUUAACUUUUACGCUAUCGAGGACGUUAAAAACUUGCACUACGCACACUGGAGACUUCGAUUUCAUUAUAUACUAUAGACGUUACUGCCAUUGUACUAUAGAACUGAUACUUGAAACUCGUGUCUCAAGGUUGUCUCGUGUGGCGGCAUUUACAUUGUUAAUGUCCUUCGGCUCUGGUAAACACUUAACACAGAGAGGGCCAUGAGAGCACUAGCUGCUUAUUAAAAAAUACUUUUUAUACCAGUUUUUAACAACAAUUAGAUUUUUAAGCUGAAGUUGAGAAAAUAAUACUUUUAGGUAGGUAGAAAGAGCGUUUAAAAACACUAUUUUAUAAACAAACAUUUUUGCUUAAAAAGAUUGUAUAUCGUUAUUUUGUUGUACUGGGGUUUAUCCUUAAAUAUAUCGAUUUUAUAAUUUGUUAAUAAAAAGAUAUUUUGA
Molecule: messenger RNA, 2218 nt
Organism: Bombyx mandarina (wild silkworm)
Lineage: Eukaryota; Metazoa; Arthropoda; Insecta; Lepidoptera; Bombycidae
Source: RefSeq, a predicted model, not a curated record